GCUGAACUCCGUCUGUGUUUCAGACAGUUGUAUAAGUCGUUAGAGACACCUGCGUUUACCAAAAUAGUCUGCGCAUAGUAAAAAAACUAUAACCCUUUGUUCGCAAGACAAUUUUCUGCGCAACUCUACCUAGAAUGGAACGUACGUCCACUCGGUCCAAACAAAUGCUUUCACUUCGAAUCCACACACCGAUUGCCCAUGUCUAAAAUGCAACAACUUUGAUUUAUGCAUUUGUACAUUAAAAUUUACCAAAAAUGUUGGCUUUUUACAUAUUUUUGGGUGUUUUUGUGAUUGUAAAAGGUGGUCCAGCCACAGAGGCGUCUUAUAAGGGUCAAUUUUGCACGGAUCCUCGGACGAUGAGGAAACACGCUGCUUACACGGAGUGGGCAGACGCGUACUCCUGCACCAGGCAUAGGUGCCAGCCUGGUGGACGGAAUCUCGCCAUCUACACUGUCGGGUGCAAGCGAGUGGAGGCUCCGGAGUCCGCCAUCGAGUGCGAGGAAGUCGUGGAGGACACCAAUAUGCAGUUCCCGUAUUGCUGCACCAGGCUCAGGUGCCUGGUGGUGGUUCGUGGUGAGGUAUGGACGAGGGUGCUGGGGCAGCCGUGGGAAACGUUGCCAGCAGCUCCAUGGAGUCACAUGUACAAGAUGAAGAAACCACCGCCCGAAGACGGAUCCUUUUCCCCCAAAACGGGGGAGGGUCCGGUCUACGAGUUACAGACGGAGGCUGAGAACGACGGCGGAGACAAGGUCCUCAGGACCGGAAAGAAGACCACAGAAGGCCCGGACUGCAAUGAAGGCGCCGCCCCCGUCGCAAGAGCAGCACCAGCCCCUGAUAUCAUUGCUCUAUCGACCAAUUCUGAAAAGGAUCCGCCACAUAAGAAAAGCGAUGUGCCCAGACACAGGCGAGGAAGGAAGAUAACGAACAGCAACAACUACUUGGAGGAGGAGGCGCCCGUGGAGCCCCGCGCUGAUGACCAGGAGGAACCAGUCAUGGAGAAGGAAAAGCCAGUGGAACCAGCAUCUGAUGAGAGAUACUUCGCUAAUGCAUUUGGAGUCACGCAGAAAGCGCCUUACAAGCAGGUUGCCUGGACGGAGAUCCCUCAGAACCAGUGGAAUGAGCACGACCCCAACUUGGACACCGAACCAGCUUUAAGCCCCAGGCAACCCAACUUACAGGAGCCAGCUCCGACAUCUUACCAUCAACCAGAUCUCCCUCCCCCUGAGGAGAAGAAAGAGGAGAAACCUGGGAACCUCCAGGCCUUAGUGGACGCCAUAGGAACCAGGAUGAGGGAUAUUGAAAGUGUGGUGCAGAGGAUGAGUGAGAAAGUCCACUCUGGGAAGCCAGCCCCCGCACCGGAACCUGAAUUUGGAAGCUCUGAGAGGAGCAGUUAUUUCAGGUCUCAAGACGGCGCUGAUUACAAACACCACGAGGGUAGAGAUGACCGGGAGGGCAGAGACGGCAGAGAGGAUAGGGAGGGGAAGGAACACUCGAAGGAGCAUGGGAAGGUCAAAAAGCCAAGCCCUGACGGAGACCAUUAUAAACGAUUCACUGGGCACAGAGGCAGCAAAUAUCUUCACGGGAGUGGGGAUCUAACCACUGAACAACCUUUGUUUGUCGAGGAUACCAACCUAAAUGGAUACUUCAGCGACGCAAGUAAUAGUGUUAGGCGGUCCCCACCAAAGGAACCCGCAGCGACCUACAUGGCACCGGUAGUGGAAACACGGCGCAAGUCCCAUUCAGGGUCUGGUGAAGAAGUUGACAAGAAACAUAAGAAGAGAGUCCACAAGAGGAAGAGGAAGAACGGCCACCACAAGAAACACCACGGCAAGGAAGACAAGAGAAAGAGAUUCAAUAAGAUGAACUCUGUUGAGUUGGACAGGAAUGUGGUAUCACUUGAGGAUAGCAGCGGAGUGGGUGGCAGUAAAUAGGUCCAAUUAUUAGGUAUGGCGAUAAAGUAGCUUUUACAACUGUUCGGUCUUACGGCAAAAUAGUAAACAAGCUUUGAACGAAGACUGUUUAAGAAUUAGCUAAACAAGCAAAAAUCUGUCGAAUUAUUUAUCAAUUUGAUUCAAAUUUCCUGUCCGGUUUUAGGCCGGUUGAACGCAUCGAAUAUGCAUCGUACGUAAAACUUGCAAUCCAGUACUCUAGCCCCUACCCCCUCCUUCCCCCUCUGGGUCUUACUUUAGGCGAUGGUAUAAGACCAGGUACGUUCAAAACUGACAGCUAGCAUUUCAAGGUUACCCAGCUGACGUCAUCCGACCCUGUGUUGCCAUUUCGUAAAAAAUAAAUUACCCACGUUCAAUGUUAAUUAGCUUUGUGCUGCAAGGAAAUUUUGUACUUUUAGUAAAAGAUUUACGUACAGUUUUAAUGAUUUUUAUAUAUGUGACAAAUAAUAGUAAUAAUUAAAUACAUUAGUCAGUAAUUCAGUUAAUUUUCAAUAAUAAAAUUUAUGUCCUUGGAAUGUUGGAGAUACCAAUUGAAUGGUAACACUUACGUCAUCAAUGGGCUAGCAAUGGCGGCUUGUCAUAGGAUUGAGCAUACCUGGUCUUCUUAUUUAUACCAUGCUUUAGCUUUAAUAGCCAUAAGCCGCAAAGGAGAGCGCACUUGAUAAAGCAAAACGCGGUAAGAAUUUGUGAGAUAUGCGUUCAACCUUGAUUCAAAGCUAGUUUUCUCUGUGGUAAGACCGUGUUGGCGUUUCAAGAGUUUCAAUAUGGGACUUUCCAAGCUACGUACCCCAAAAAAUAUAUAGAUGGCUCUGUACAGUCAUGGGCAAUAUAAUGUACCCACUUUAGGACUCCGUCGCACUAACAUAUUUGAGAUUUAGUGAGACUUACAGUUCAAUUUGUCAAAAAAUUUAAUGUGACAUGGUACCAAAGUGUAUACGUAUUAAUGCUCGUGACCGUACGGUCUGACGUGGUAUUUACCUAUUUUCUCAUUGCUUGUACAUAAUUAUUCAAAAAUAUAAUGUUAUGGCAGAGGUAUGUUUAAAUGGCCUCUGCAAUAACAUUUCUAAAAAUAAUUGUUGCUUGAUAUUUGUAUAGCAGACCAGAUGUGUAUAGAAUUAUGUUGCUACCUAAGUAUCUUGCUUAUUUUGAUCAGAAUAAUAAUGGGUGGAAGAUGUGUCGUGCCUGGGUGUAAUAACACUAUCUGUUAUCCAACAUGUUGCAAGAUGGCGCUGAUCUUGUUUUGGGGAACGUAUACUUAAAAGUUGACUGGAAGAGAUUGCUACUUAGCAAUAAGGCCGCCUAAUGUACUCUUUCUAUUUCUCUUUUGUUUUUUAUUUCCUGUUGGUGCAAUAUUUUUACAUUACGUAGCCUGGAUAGUCCCUUAUUUGGACGGAAUUCUUGUAACUUCAAAAAGUACGUAAUUUGGCCCUAGAUUGUUUAUUUUAUUAAACUAUACAUAUUAAGUAACAACAAUAUAAAUUGUUAGUAAUAAUAAUAUUUAUGAACAUUUGUAACAUAGGCGAAUACCUAAUUAAAAUUUAUUUUUUUAUUCAGUUUGAUAAGUGACAGUCAAUUUAUAAAGCAAAAUAUACAUAAUU
Messenger RNA from Pectinophora gossypiella (pink bollworm), 3547 nucleotides. RefSeq lists its product as uncharacterized. The record is from RefSeq and is a predicted model, not a curated record. The transcript is spliced from 13 exons. Lineage: Eukaryota; Metazoa; Arthropoda; Insecta; Lepidoptera; Gelechiidae. The coding region runs from base 255 to 1931 and encodes 558 amino acids.